AGAAUAAUUGGGAAGGUACCUGAAGGCGCCUUCUGUAAUUAAAGCCACUCUUUCCUUAAAAUGGUUGCCAAACGGCUUCGCCUUUUUCCAUUGCUAUAGUGGUAGGAUGAUUUUUAAAAUGCCACUUCCUCCACAUUUAGCCCUCGUAGACUGUGCAGCUGGUUGAUCUACUUGGGGCAUUAAUUGAGGAACUCGGCUCCUAUACUUCCCGCCGGGAGCCUGCCCUUAAACUGCGUGAUGCGAUGAGAGUCUAGAUACCGUUGGCGUGUCCGGGUCCUUUGGAUGGGAACGCCCCCUUGGGGCGUGUCCCGCAUGCCGAUUGGCUGAUUGGGCGACCUGAAGGAGGCGGCUCCAGACCCGGUCCUCAGCCGACCCGAGACCGAGUGUGGCGGCCCCAUGGCGGCCCGGGACGUGCGGACGGAACUGGAUUCGCUGAUCCUGCAGCUGCUCGCGGACUUGGAGGAGCUGGAGGCGAAACGGGCGGCGCUGAACGGCCGUGUGGAGGAGGGCUGGCUGUCGCUCGCCCAGGCGCGCUACGCCAUGGGUGUCAAGUCGGUAGGCCCCCUGCAGUACGCCUCCCGCAUGGAGCCCCAGGUGUGCGUGUGCGCCAGCGAGGCCCCGGACGGACUCCAGAACUUGCGAGUGGUGAGAGCCGGCGCCCAGAUUCCGGAGGAGGUGGGGCCCCGCGAGGCAGCUCUGCGCCGGCGCAAGGGCCCCACCAAGACGCCGGAGCCUGAGUCUACCACAGCGCCCCAGGACCCCCUGAACUGGUUUGGAAUCCUGGUUCCUCACAGUCUGCGGCAGGCGCAAGCCAGUUUCCGGGAUGGCCUGCAGCUGGCUGGGGACAUUGCCACCCUCCAGAUCCGCAUCAGCUGGGGUCAGAGCCAGCUCCGGAAGCUCCAGGAGAAACUCAGGCAGCUUGAACCUGGGGCUGCCUGACCUGCGAACCCAGGGGCCAGGGCCCAGAGCACAGCUGUCCAGGGAUGUGGCUAUCUCGCCUGCCGUCUGCCUCCUUCAUGAAGAGCCCCUGCCCCUGGCCGCAGCCCAGCUAAUGUCCCCUCCUUCCAAUGUCCCUGGUUUCCACGUUUGAAACUCGGUUAGGUGUGAAGUUUGAAGAGGAGUAAUGUUGAAAACCACUGCUUUGAGACCACCUCCAGGCCCAUGUUGCCUGGGGCGGGUACACAGGCUGCUCACUGCAACAGUCAUUUAGAUGGGUCAGCUGAGGCUCCACUGUGGGGGAGGGGAGGUGGCUGCCACGGCAGGGAAGACCCAGAAGUAGUGCUUCCGGCACACUGGCUCCUCAAAGGGGCCGAGUGGAGGGCGGGAGCUCCAGGCUGUGGCUGCACCGACCUCGGUUGUCAAGGGUCCCGGUUGUCAAGGGUCCCGUGAGGAGAGACCCUCGGGGCUUUUCAAAACCUGCCUUUACCUUACCCGGAGCGAGGCCAGGCCUCUGGUCACGUGUUGAGGGGCCAUUUGUGUUUCCCUGUGCGGGAACUCUGCCCUCGAUUCCUUUUUCCACUGAGUUGGUCUUUUCGGCCAUCUCUAGGAGCUCUUUCUGUUUGGGGGGAAUUCGUCCUCUGUUCAUAAUACCAGCUGUAAAAUGUUUCUUUCCAGUGUGUCUUUUAACUUGGCUUAUGGGGUUGCUCUUUACAAUUCUGUAUUAUGAAAUAAAACCUCGAUCAAAUUGCACAAAACAA
Molecule: messenger RNA, 1697 nt
Organism: Oryctolagus cuniculus (rabbit)
Lineage: Eukaryota; Metazoa; Chordata; Mammalia; Lagomorpha; Leporidae
Gene: VMA22
Product: vacuolar ATPase assembly factor VMA22
Biological process (GO): vacuolar proton-transporting V-type ATPase complex assembly
Source: RefSeq, a predicted model, not a curated record